This is a messenger RNA of Penicillium arizonense, 2526 nucleotides long. It is a transcript of the gene aspE, whose product is annotated as septin. The record is from RefSeq and is a predicted model, not a curated record. Gene Ontology annotation, molecular function: GTP binding. The transcript is spliced from 7 exons. Lineage: Eukaryota; Fungi; Ascomycota; Eurotiomycetes; Eurotiales; Aspergillaceae. The coding region runs from base 1 to 2526 and encodes 841 amino acids.
AUGCGUCGCCUGCUAUCGUUAGCUCUGAUAGCCCUAUCCUCCACACAGGCUGUUCGCGCAGCAAUCAAUGCUAGAGCCACGGCUAGUAUCCCUCAAUAUGUCCUCGAAUACGCUCCACUGGUCUGGCUCCACAGUCAGGAAACAUACAUGCCAAGUGACAUACAACAGCAACUCGAUCACACGAAACCAAAUGUUAACUGGACAGUUGUUGCAGGCGCACCGUCUUCUCUAGACCUCGAUAACCUCGACUCACUUAACAGCUUGGGCAAUACAAGUGUUUACUUGACUUCGUCCGAGGGCAUCGAUGCUAGUCCGGAGCCACCUUGGUUCAGAGGUAUCACUCCGGACUUGGAGGGACGGAUUGGUGACGGUACUGGGAGUGCUAUUGUUAUUGUAGACCGUGGUAAUGGGACUGUUGAUGCUUUUUAUUUUUACUUCUAUGCGUAUAACAAAGGUGAUGAAGUACUCGGCAUGGAGUUUGGGGAUCAUAUUGGAGACUGGGAACACAAUAUGAUCCGCUUUGCCAACGGUACUCCCACAGCAAUCUGGUAUAGCCAACACGCCAGCGGCCAGGCAUUCACCUACCACGCCGUCGAGAAAGAAGGCAAACGGCCAUAUUCCUACUCCGGGAAUGGAACGCAUGCCAACUACGCCACAACAGGCCAACAUGACCACACAAUCCCAGGAAUAAACUUCCCAACAGGCUUCCUACUGGACUACACAGACCGCGGCGUGCUCUGGGAUCCAACGCUUAACGCCUACACAUACACCUACAACCCGACAACGGCAAUCUUCACGGCUACGGCCGGUGACCCAGUCGCAUGGCUAGAUUUCAAUGGGAAGUGGGGAGAUGAUCAGCCGCCGAAUGAACCCUCCAUUUUUGGUGAGGCGAAAUUUGUUGCUGGUCCCAAUGGGCCGAAGUUCAAGAGCCUAGAUCGGAAGAUGCAGAUGGCAACUGCCCCUCCCAAUGACGGGCAAACUCUCGCCCAACGCCGUACCUCUCUCGGAUUCCUGCGUCGUUCUAAAUCUACCGAGCCCCUGGGCGAACGCAAAUCGUCCGGUUCGCGGAAGAGAAUGACCAAGACUCAGGCCAUGGAGGAUGAACUUCGUCGCCAGCGUGACUCCUACGCCCCCAAGUCGGCCCCCCGACUGCCAGACCUCUCUCCCGCUCCCGAGUUGGAAACCUUUGGAGGCGAGGAACGUGACAAGAUGGCCGAUCCGAUGCCGCCUCGUCCCCAAUCCGGAUUCGCCGCGUCGCCCUCUAUGACAUCCUCAAUCACCAAUGUGAUCGAUCCCUAUGCGCGAACGGAGAGCAUGACCCAUCGUGGUCGCUACAGCUACGCCAGCAGUGCUGUCAGUACCGUCAACAGCCCGCGUCGUGUCCGCCGCCGCAAGGACCCCACCUCAUACAAUGUGCUUGUUAUCGGUGCCCGCAACUCUGGCAAGACCGAGUUCCUCAACUUCCUUCGCAAGGCUCUGACCAUGCCCCCGCACAAGCACCCCUCACGUACCCCUGAAGAGGUGGAUGAGCUCGAACAACAGACCUCGGCCUACGAAGGAUUCACGUCGCAAUACCUGGAGACGGAGUUCGAUGGAGAACGCGUCGGACUUACACUGUGGGACUCGGUGGGUCUGGAGCGCAACAUUGCAGAUCUGCAGCUGCGCGCUGUAACUGGCUUCUUGGAGAGCAAGUUUGAGGAGACCCUUGCGGAGGAGAUGAAGGUGAUCCGCUCUCCCGGUGCCCGUGACACUCACAUCCACUGCACAUUCUUACUCCUAGACCCUGUGCGUCUCGAUGAGAACAUCGCUGCCGCCAAACGUGCGACCAAUGGGACAUCCAAGGCAUCUGAUUCGCCCGUGGUCGGAGUGCUUGACCAGAACCUUGAUCUGCAGGUGUUGCGCACGGUGUUGGGCAAGACCACGGUUGUGCCGGUCAUCAGUAAGGCAGACACGAUCACAUCUGCCCACAUGAACUAUCUUCGCAAGGCGGUUUGGAACAGCUUGAAGCAGGCCAAUAUUGAUCCCCUUGAGAUCUUGACCCUGGAGGAUCAGGAGGAAUAUACCUCGUCGGAAAGUGGGGAUGAAGAGGAGGCCGAGACCAAGUCCCUCGAUGCGACCGGAACCCCCGAUGCGGCUGAAGCUAAAGAAUUAGAGACCGAGGACAAGGUUCCCUCCUCGCCCGCCCCCAGCCAGAGCACCCGCAAGUCCAGCGGCUCGCAGGCCGCCAACCUGCACGUUCCUUUCUCGAUCCUGUCUCCCGACCCCCACUCGCUGGCUGCUGGAGACGAGCCCGUUGGCCGUCGCUUCCCCUGGGGAUUUGCAGACCCCUACAACCCCGAGCACUGUGACUUUGUGCGCCUGAAGGACUCUGUCUUCUCUGACUGGCGCUCGGAGCUGCGGGAGGCUAGCCGCGUGAUCUGGUAUGAGCGCUGGAGAACCAACCGACUCAACCGCAAUGGACAGCCGGUGCCCCAAAAGCAGAACUUUGGUCGCAUGGGACCUGUUCAUGGCCGUCGCACGCGCUGA